AAGAACUCGUCUAUCGAGGGCAAGGGCGGCGAUGAAACGCGUCUCGACGGCUACAAGAUCAGCCUCGAAGGCAGUGCGCCUAGCGACUUUGAGACUGUGGACCUUACGGAACAAGUCACUCAGUCGCUGGCAGAGUGGGACACCAUCGUGAAGGGAAGUGAAAGUCAGGUGCAAGAGCCCGCAUCGGGCACAGUUGUCACUGUCGAGGACAUGGAUGAGUCCAGUUCUCUUCAGCCACAGCUGUCUACCGACUCGGGCAAUUCACCGCGAGCUGAGGCUCAACCGUUAGAAUUAACGUUUGAUCCUCAGACUCAGACUAUCGAUGAUUACGCUCGUAUUAUUCGCAAUGCUGGAAAGGCGAUGAAAGAAGCUCGCGCAGAAUAUCUGCGUGAAUUCGAACAUCUCCGCUUCCAAGUUGAGGGUUUCUGGCACCCGGAAGCAUCUCAGCCUCCGGUGGGCAGAAAUUCUGCUCCUACUGAUGUUUUUCCGUUGCCACCCGUUUCGCCUAACAGCUCAUUUUUCGUUAAUCAAAACACAGUUGAAGAGCUUACCGCUAUUCAACUUCGGGCAGUAUUCAAUUUCAUUAGCAAUAAUGAAACGGAAUACAUGCCACCUAAGCUCACUCAACUUAACCAAAUGAGCCUCGAAACCCGUGUGUCAGUACUUAGUAUCCUUAAUUCGCUUGAAUUGCUGAAAAGAGUUUCCGACAACGCGACGAAGCUCAUUCAACAGUUCGCGAAUUGGAGCACAGUAGUGCCAGACGGGUUACUUAGUUAUACUUCUCUCACCGCUUGGUCGCAAGAAAUGGUUCAUGCUCUCACCGCUAUCUCUGUUAAUAGGGAUAUCAUUCAAGAAGGUAUUUUUCCUUGUCUCGCUUCUGAAGAUCAUCGCGUUAAAUUGCAGUCAGGUCUUGAUCGUUGUGACGUUUCUAUGACGCGUAUUCAUUCUAUUCUAGCGCGUGCCUCAGGCAUCAGCGCAUUCUUGGUUCGCUAUCUACGCACCAUCGAAACGGCACAACUCAUGAUCAUGGCAGCAUUACCUGAAGGCGAGCUUGAAGCGCACUCAUUUUUAAGCGAUGUUCGCCAAGCUCCUCCAGGUGAUAUUCCGCAAGAUAUCGCUGUAUUUACCCAAAACCUUCAAUGGUGGAGGGACAAUUACAUGCACGCUCUUGAUCAUAGCCAGACGAAGCGUUUUGUUGACCAGGCAGUGCAACAGGUUGCUCAGUACGAACGUAGCCAACAACAGUCUACAUCUUCGUCACAGCAAUCUGCUGGUUCUUCUCAACAAACCGCUUCUACGGCAAAGUUUAAGUCUGGAGGUUUCCAGACUCAGCAGCAGUCACCGCAGCGUACUUUCCCUAGUAAAGGCUCUUCUCACAGCACUCCAAUUUCCGGUGGCCGCAUUUCCGCGCCUUCUCGGGAGGAUGGACCGCGUGCCUCAGGCAUCAGCGCAUUCUUGGUUCGCUAUCUACGCACCAUCGAAACGGCACAACUCAUGAUCAUGGCAGCAUUACCUGAAGGCGAGCUUGAAGCGCACUCAUUUUUAAGCGAUGUUCGCCAAGCUCCUCCAGGUGAUAUUCCGCAAGAUAUCGCUGUAUUUACCCAAAACCUUCAAUGGUGGAGGGACAAUUACAUGCACGCUCUUGAUCAUAGCCAGACGAAGCGUUUUGUUGACCAGGCAGUGCAACAGGUUGCUCAGUACGAACGUAGCCAACAACAGUCUACAUCUUCGUCACAGCAAUCUGCUGGUUCUUCUCAACAAACCGCUUCUACGGCAAAGUUUAAGUCUGGAGGUUUCCAGACUCAGCAGCAGUCACCGCAGCGUACUUUCCCUAGUAAAGGCUCUUCUCACAGCACUCCAAUUUCCGGUGGCCGCACUUCCGCGCCUUCUCGGGAGGAUGGACGUGGGUCCAUUGUGUCCCCCGGGUCGAGGAAACGCAGUCACGAUAGGUCCGGUGGAAGAGCUGUGGAAGAGCGUGACGCUAGGAGAAGCCGCUACGAUGAGCAGAUCGCCGCUAGUGAGGAAAGGCGUAGAAGGCAGGAAAGACCUAUUCCUUCACCGCCACCUCAAGAUAGGCCUAGCAGUAUUCAACCGCCUUGUGUAUUUUGCGCUCACACUGAUCAUUAUUCUGCUGAAUGUCACUAUUACAAGCGCCUCUCUGAAAGAGCAAAUAUGCUCCGAGAGUUGGUCCUUUGUAGUAACUGUCUUAAGCAGCAUUAUGGUGAGUGUUCUCGUUUAGAAAGGUGUCUAAUUUGCGCACAGAGAGGUCAUCACCAAGCUAUCUGUGUUCUAAAUAGACACGCCAUUGUCGAUAUCACUAUUCCAGCUGUCCGCUUCUACGAAGACGUUGGUAGAGACACGUACGUUCCCGGUCCAAGGGAAGCACGUGAACGCCAACGCCUUCUCAGUUCUUCCAGUAGGGAAGCAGCACCGCAACCGCGCCCACCUAGUCGAAGCCUUUCGAGAGGUGGACGUGGAAGUCGUCGCAGUCGUCCUUAUUAA
Cooperia oncophora is the source of this 2502-nucleotide messenger RNA. The record is from the annotation of a GenBank genome assembly. NCBI's taxonomy places the organism in Eukaryota, Metazoa, Nematoda, Chromadorea, Rhabditida, Trichostrongylidae.